AUGUGGAUUGUGGUGCUGACAGCUGUCCUCCUCAACGUCACACCGACAGCUUACGGGUAUGUUAGUAUAUUACACUAUAUGCCAGUUGUAACCCAUCUAAUCAAAGGUAACAAAGUUCGCUCAAAGCGUCCGUAACUCACAGAACACCCGCCGUACAUUCUCGAAGUUCUGGCUGUAUCAAAGAAACCACCAUUCCUCGCAAUAUGGAAUAGUUUGAUCUAAAAAUUAUUCGUUAUUAGCUAAUAAUAUUUUUUUAUUGAAUACUGGUAAUUUAUAGGUGAUGGUAUUUCAGGCUGUCAGGUGUCGACUAUUUCGGAAAGUUGCAUCCGGUAAAGUUUGUUCGGUCGGAUCUUAUUUCGUAGCCCUACCUGCAGUUGAAAAGCCCCAGUCUAACCCUUACCCCUAACCACUAACUCCUAACCUCAACCCCUAACGACUGACCCCUAGCCAUAAACCUUAGCCCCUUACUCCUCGCCUUGACCCCCAACACGUAACCCCAACCCCUAACCCUGACACCUAUGAUGUAGGACUACGAAAUGAGAUCUUGCCGUUUGUUUUCAUGCAUGUUUACCCCGCCGACUUCAGAGGCUUGUAAAAACUAAAACCUUAUUCCAAAAGCAAAUGCUCUUCCAAAAUGAAAGCCUGUAAUCAAUAUACUCACUAGGUCGGACACUCUUCGGACAUCAGACAAACCCCUCCCGGUGAACGCCCCCUCUUCUUUUGAUAAAGAAAUUUCCCUAAUCACUUUCCUAUUUGAACAUAACCUUGUCCUAGCAUUUUUCUUACGAAAACCGGACUCCUUCAUUCAUUUUGUUAUUCGCCCUCUCAGGAAACAUUGACAGGUUUUCCCAUGGGCAUAUACUGGUGCUUUCUAAUGUAUGAAGAAAAAAUCGUCCUUUGCCUGCUUGUAGACCCCUUUUGGUCCGGAGAAUGACCUGACUAAUGUUGAAAAUACUCGCUAGCGACUCACACGACAGCCCUUUGCUGUUAUUUAUCGUAUAUUCCCAAAGUCGACGACCGACAGAAACUGCCCCGAAAUUUUUAUUGUACAAUAUGACGGAGUAAGGUGACAGCAUGGCGCAUGCUCUGCUAUAUGUAUGUAUAUAACUUCCAGGUGGCAUUUAUUUUCGUGUCCAAACCUUAAUUUUAACCAUAACCCCAACCUCAAUGUAAGUACCAUGCCCCAAGAAAGCCGGACCUCUCUGCUUUUGCGAAGUUACUGGUCAACCCCACGACGGUUCACAGACGCGAAAUUUUGUUUUUCAUUGUUAGUCUGAUGACUUUUUAAAAAUAACAGCCAAUAAGAAUCUUCAGGGAGCAUAGCUUCGGAAGAAAUUACUAAUGCCUUCCUUCGUCUUGACACAAUAGUAACACAAGGCACCAACGUUCAGCUGGAGAAAAGCAGACGUCGAGGAUUUUCAUCUCAUUCUGGGGUGAAAACAGCUGAGCACUUUCAUGAGAGGAUGGGUUUAUGUGUUUAGUAAAGUUUUCUGGGUGUUAUUCAACGAUCUAUAAUUUUGCCAUGCCAUGCAAAUCUGUUUUGUUGAGUUCGCGAAUUCCAUAUCAUUUAAAAGUGUCGAAAAGUGGAAAGUUGUGGGAGAAUAUAGACUCUGCAAAUGUUCACUGUCGUGCAUGAGGUACUUUUUGUUAUUCAUAACAGGGAAACCCGGUUGGAUCAACUAUUCACGAACCUCUGGAACAGCGAUAAGGACAGGAUCGCUGUGGGUCCCGAAUUACAACUUAACUGGCAAGGUAAGCCCGUUUUAAGGGUGUUUGGGACUCCUAUUGAGAUUUAUAUGACAUACUUUUGUACUGAAAGGCAGCUUCGUAGCGAUAGCUCCAAGUUAAUGUCAUUAUUCCCGACACUUUGAUGAGAAGCCCUUUAGCCGUAGGCCGAUACAUUUUGAAGAACACAAGUAAAGCGGAGAAUAAAGAUAGGCAUGUAACCUGCCGGCCUCGUGAACAGUUUGUUUACUUAUAAGCUCGCGUUCCAAAGCACGGAUUUGGCUACCCAUUGUGGGUGACUGAAGAGGCCUGUGCACGGCUCUGUUUUGAGAGCACGUUUGUUGUGCUCGCCCUGGUGCUUACUUUGCCAACGACAGGCCGCCAAUCGCUAUCGACGAUGGCCGUCAUGCCUCCGACAGAAGACUGAACGCAGGACCGUGACAUGCGCGUGAAUUAGUUUAUAGUAAUGGUGGACUUGCACAGCAUGUACCGCACUUUCUCCUCCCUCACUCACCCGGGCCCGAUGGUAAGGCAAGGUCGGGACAGCUGGAAGGUGUGGCUUGGACGCAGUAACUGACUGAGUUAAACGGCUCGUCUAUGAGUGCCACACACCACCUGAUCCCCGCGUAGUGAACUGGGGUUCCACAGACAGCUGCUCCGUUGUUAUUACCGACAAGAACAAAGGAGACUGGAAUGACCAUUUCUGGCUUAUUAGCCGUCGUCAGCCAGUCAUACUUAACCCCGAAGUGUGGAACACCCGGAGCUCGAACUCGCGACCAAUCAGUUAGAAGUCCAGCGCCUCCAACCCCUGAGCCACGGGCUCGUUGUCCUGUCGGUUUCGAUUGGGAAUAUGUCAUGGUAGAGGGGUGCUCACCGAUCGUUCUCACUCGUCCCGUUGUGCCCUGCGGGCUCUUCGAUCUCACGUUCAAGAGAGUGCCACGAAGGUUGCCUUUAGAAGAAGCCACUGCUACCUGACUGUGGUUGAAAUGGACCGAAUCACUCAGUCAGUUCACGGGCCACGACUUUUAGCGUGUCCUAAUAGAUUCAAGUACGGCAGAUUUCAUAAAGUAAGGAAUGCGAUGAAGCGUCGUGGGGAUGGCUUCCCGGAGUUUGCCUAAAUCUCCGUCCAAUCUGCCGUGCCAGCCCACUGUCCGAUCCCGUUAGACAUCUGGUAGGCGUAGAGAUUGGCGCCUCGUGAGCCUGCGCAUAAAAGUGUCACCGCAUCCCCACGUGAAGCAUUUGUUAUGGGAUGCGCAGACUCUGCGUUGCCUGGUUAACGCGUACUGUGACCCAGACUGACAUCCGUCUUGCUCCAGCGCGGUCAAUACCGCCUGUGCGCUAGACACAGGCCACCCUUUGUCAAUGCUUCGUGUGACUCCUGUAUUCAUGGCUCGAGCAUACCCGUCUGCACUGUUAACAAUGGGAAUUUCGAGUUCGGCUUAGCGGUAACUUCAAAUAAGAGGCGCGGUUGCCUAUCAGACGGAUCUCCUAUGCGGAAUACGCGGACCUCCGGCCCGGAGGUCCUGCAAUCAACCGUAUAACGAAAAACCAUCAGUAAACAGAAAGCUUUGUUGAAGAAAACUAAGGGACAGGAAGAGCCCGACAGAAUCUCUGCAAGAUCCGCAUGUGGAGCUUAGAUUUGGUCGGUUAUCGCACCAAAUCCUAUCCAAUUUAAGCUAAGAAUUUGUGGGUUGCUUUCAACUAUAUUAAAGUAUUGCAGCGUCUUGGAUACAUGCAUAGACACUUUGAAUGCGUCAGAGGUAGAGGUGGUUGGGGCAAAUAUACCGGCGGUUCGACUGGCUGUUAACAGCAUUCCUUCAGUAGCCGUCAGCAAUACAUCCUUCUCAGGCUGAAGGAAGCCACGAUUUCAACCGGGGUUAGUAAGUAUGCCCUAACAAAAACCGGGCGCGUAUCAAAGUCAUAUUGGGUUUGAAACCACAUGUCCGUUCGAUGAACCAAUCACAUCGCACGCAAACUUUCUGUCCCGGUACAUGGAUGCAUUUCAGUCCUAUGACAAACUUGAAAUAAUUUGCUUGCCCAGUUGGGACUUACAUUUCAUUUAAUUAAGUCGCAGAAGUAUUGACAUGUAUGCGGGAGUAGCUUAAAGCUACGGCUGCCACAUGCGGGUACCCAGAGACAAGUAAUCACUAACUGUAAGGUGUACUGCCAAAGACAAAGGGGUCUAGUGCGACCGCAUCUGCUUUGUUACUGCUGGCAGUGAACUAUACUCCAGUUCAAAACAGUAUGAUUCGUGAUAAGCGUAGAAGACGCGUGAAAGUAUGGUUAGUCUGACUUUAACUAUUAAGCAAUCACUCGACGAAGCCCUCAACGUUCAAGAUAUUCCGCCCAAAUACACGCAUCAGGUGAUUUACACCAUUAUCCGUCUGUAUUAUUGAUCCAGAUAAGGGCACUUGUGAUCUACACCAAUUUAUAUUUUGCAAUAAAGAUACUUCUGCACCAAGCACAAUGCUAUUAUUGUCUGUACUUGAAAAUAUUACAAAAUAAAAAUGGAAGUUUAAACCAGUUGCCAUAAAUCUACUAACCUCGUUAGAGAAUCAACAUUAGUUCAAGGCCUUAAAUCUUCUGAGAGGCGAUGCAAAUUCGCUUGCCUAAAUAGGGCAAACAGUGGUAGAACGGCGUCGCUGUUGUGCCUUGGGGUUGUCUUCCGAGCCCAGCCAGCAGCCGCACAGCGACAACUAAUAGGACAACGAGCCCAUGGUUCAGUCGUUAGGGGUGUUGCACUUCACACCAACAGGUCGCGGAAUCGAGCCCCAUGUGUUCCUCACCCCGGAGUUGGGUAUGAAUGGCUGAUGACGGCCAAUAAACCAGAAAUAGCCAUUCCAGUCUCUCUUGUCUUUGUCUGCAAUGAUAUUCUUCCUAGACAAAACAAAAAGACUGUUCCAUGUUUCAUCCCGAGAUGCAUGAAUUCCUACAAGUAAUCUGUGGUCAUAAUUGUCACAUGUUUAGCAUCAUCAUCUCGAAAAUUCAUUAAAAGUACAAUGUUGUGGAGCCGCAUUAGGACCAGGUAAUUUUACCGCAUUCAGUUAACUGACGUCCGACUUGAAACAAAUGCCGCAAGGUGCGAGGGGAUUUAUUAUUUCCCAGGCAGAGUGAUGUAUCUAAUAAUUUACAGUGCAUGAUCGAUCUGAUGAAAUGUUGACCAAAAUUCUGAAAUGCGUUUUCGAUUAGGAAGGAUUACUUAUGUGGGGUUGUAAUGUUGCUUAUCAUGCGCCAAAAAUCCGUGGUAUUUCGGACUUGCCAUGAUGUCUGCUUUUGAAUGCAUUUCUUUUCGACCGCAUACAGAAGCCAUACUUGGUAAAAAAUGACUACUUAAGGAGCAUGUAUUUUUCUCAUCGAUUUUCGAUAAUCUUAUAAAUUCAAAUAUUUAUAUGGAAAACACGCACAGAAUAUGCUUUCUUUUGUCUGUUUGGUAGAAAACAACGUUGUCUUUACAUUUUAUACCUGAAGAAAGCACAUUUUUAGGUUCUGGAAAAGUUUCCCGAUUCCCCAAGAAUUUCAGGCCAGGUCAGCCGUUGCAUUACCAUUUGGCGAUUCCAGUCUACAUGUUGUAUGCUUUCCGUACAAGAAAAAUCAUAUAUGGCUUCACGCCUUUAAUUAGAUACUAUGUUGAUUUCAUAAAAUUUGGUAAUGGAUGUGGAUUAUGUUGUACGUCUCACGAGGAGCACUGGUAAACGGAGAUGUGCGACGCUGUACGUAUUGACAUGGUAUAGUCUUCAAAAUCUCAUAACUAGAAAUUUUUUCAGAACCUAAAUAUGUGUUUUCUUCGGGUAUAAAAUGUAAAGACAAUGUUAUUUUCUACCAAACAGAGAAAAGAAAGCAUAUUAUGUGCGUGUUUUCCAUAAAAAUAUUUGAAUUUAUAGGAUUAUCGAAAAUCGAUGUGAAAAGUACAUGCUCCUAAAGUAUUCAUUUUUUUUACCAAGUGUGGCUUCUGUGUGAGGUCGAAAAGAAGAGCAUUCAAAAGCAGACAUCCUGGCGCGUCCGAAAUACCAUAGCAUUUUGGCGCAUGAUAAGCAACAUUACAACCCCACAUAAGUAAUCCUUCCUAAUCGAAAACGCAUUUCAGAAUUUCGGUAACAUUUCAUCAGAUCGUUCACGCACUGAACUGAAAGAACGGAGUAUGAGACCGUAGACCUAUGCCAAAGUGUCAGGAUUUCGAGCUUUAUUUUAAUGCCUGCCCAACUUCAGUCCGGGGCGGCCAUGAUCUGAGAUACGCUUGAUUGAAUGAGACGGACGCUCAGGAAGUACCAUGCUGGCACGCCUGUCUUUGGAAGCUAGUUUUUGUAGUUUUAAACUGCCGGCCUGAUCCGAAGUCGCUAGGCUGGAACAGUUUAAUGUCAGUCCAAGUCAACUAUACCCCUGGUAAUAUUGGAGGACUUUCUGAGAUCUCCGUGGCCUCCUUCCUCGUCCACCGGAAAUGAGAUGGUAAAGUGGAAGAUAACAGUUUGACUAGGCAAACGAUUUUCACAUCCAAGCCAGCGGCAAAUUUGAUUUUCCGAAUUAGUAGGAACACCAAAUGCAGUUGACCGUUCGACCGUCGUGCCAGACGAUGGUCAACUGUUUGCUCCACAGCAAGGCGGGGCAGGCAGGAUGAUUUGCGCGUGAAUUAGUUUAUAGUGCGCAGAAUCUACCGCAGUCUCUAGUCCCCACCUGAACCCGUUGACAAGACUGAGUCAAGGAGACAAGAGGCGGGAGAUGGAGCAGGUGGCUGGCGCAGCCGGACCCGCACUUAGGCGUACCACCAACCCCCCCCCCCUGGUCCAUAACAAAUAUUUGACCAGGAUUUUGACCAAAAACAAUAAAACAAGGGGACAUAGGAAGAGGAUGAAUGGGCAACCAUGCGCACACGACCUGUACACCCAGCGGAAGCGCAAACGCAUCUACCAGCAGGGAACCAAGUGGCGGAGAACUACCAGUACACACCCAGGAUGCGAGAGCCAUGAUUUGCUGAUCCUGACAUAGCAGAUGCUUGCACACCUCGCUUCGGCGGUACAUAUACCAAAAAUGAAACGAUACAGAGAAGAUUAGCCAGCCCCCUGCUCAAGGAUUGGAGGCAAGUGCAGUUAGUGAAAAAGUAAAAAGUGCGCAAAUUUGUUGACCUAAAAGGCGCAGUGUACCCAGUGAAUUCGAAACUAAUUCAACGGUCAAUGAAUCCGAUGUAUUUACUUUUUAAUAAGGCAACACGAGUAAUUUACACACGGACUAACCUCACAGUCGCUCUUAUGAUCAGGUAGACCGUCUACGCCUACCGAUGUACUUGUCUUUUGAGGUAUGUUCGGUUAUGUAGUUGCUGGAUUUGGCGUAGGAUCAAUGAACUGUUUUGAUCAUACAUUUGACUUGAUUUAGGGCUUAACAAGAGUCUCAAGGCUUUCAUCUUUUUGGUGGAGAUCUUCUGCCAGUUAUAAUCUUACAAAACAGAGAAUAAGCAAGUUUUGUUACUUCGUCUUAAAAGCGCCGUCUCCCGUAACGAUUGAUCAGUUCUCCAUGGGGUGCCAGAGACGACGAGACUAGGGGCCAAGUGUGCAUGUUACCCGACCCAUGAACGUCAUAAUUCUCCUCCGAGACGUAAAAACUAAAUUUGCUGAAACCAAGUCGUCCAUAGCAGUGGUUGCGUACUAAAAUCUCAUUUUGAAUGGAUUUGGAUAGUGGAUAUUAUAGCACUUCCAGCCUUCUUCACAGAUCUACUGUGUGUCCGAAUCAGUUCUGUCGCCUCGACCUCACUCAUAAGCUAGCGGCUUCAUACUGAUCCUGUACCAUAAGUACCCUUUCUCCCUGAAUAAUGUUCUUUCAUACAAAUUACUUCCGAUCACGAACUACGCCUGAAUCUUCUCCGUCUCUUUAUAAUCUGUAAACAGCUUGACAUCCAUUGUUUGCCUUAAUUUUUCAAAAAAAGGUUGAACACCCGGCAAAGAGUUAUUGUGUGUAGAGGUAAAAUAUGAGUAGGUAGGUUGUAAAAUCAUGGCGUUCCUGUGAUUCAGCCCAUUUCGUGACUUUUUAAUCGGCCAAAAGAGUGGCAGACGACCAUGUUCAAGAGUCUUAGUGAAGGCCGUCAACACGGCAUCACGGUCACCUGGUUUGGCUGCAGGCCAAAUUCCUCUUCACACAGCAGUUGCGAAAAGGCCCCGGACUGCAACAGUUAACGAAAUCAUAGGUGCGAGUGAUGACGUCAGGAGACGAGAGCCUGCGUUCACAACUAAUUUUAUGUGACUCUCCAGGGCGCGCUGUUCUGUGGCCUGUAUAGAAGACAGAAUAGACACACCGCGCUUUCUCCUGUUUCUAUGGCCUAGAGGUUUAUUUAGUUGACCCAUUGCUAUAUGUGGUCAGUAAUCGGAAAGCAUUUUCGAUAAGGAAGGACUAGCGCCAUCCUUACUGGUUAAUUUGAUGCUAUUGGUCGGCCACACUCAAGUUUCAGAUUAGGGUCCAACUAAACAGUGAGCUUCUGCAUCAUCUUCCGCCGCUUUUUCUAGAGAUCCCGGCAUUAAAAAGGACGACAUUUGACAGAUUCCGAAGUGUAGGUCCAAGAUCAGAAUGAACUUCGAAGUCUUAAAGUUCUACUACUAGGUUCGAAAUUAAGUUUUUGCAGCGAUUUGAAAAAUAAAUUGUCACCAAACGCAUGCUGUCACGUAACGGGGUGUCGUUCGUUUUAGCUGGGUCCAGCGCCCGUGUGCUUCCGCGAGAGGCUAACCAAUCAGGACGCUGUAGGUGAACAAAGGUACGGUUAUGCCUACUUGCGAUGCCGCGGGCAAGAGGUUUGGGCAACCGUUCAGUAUAAGACUUCUAUUUCCUACCUUAUGCAUCACAUGCCACUCCGGGUAGGCGAGAUUUUUGCCUACACAGUUCGUCGACGGAAACAUACUUCAACCUCCUCGAGCAAGGAUGUAGAGCCUGCGCCUCCCGGAGCGGGUUUGGUCAAAAGGUCUGGGAGCGUGUGCUAUGCCAGUAUCAGCAAACCAUGGCUCUCGCAGCCUGGUAUGCACUGGCAGUCCCCUGACACCUGGUUCCCUGUCGGUAGGUGCGCUUGCGCUCCCGCUAGGCACACAGGUGGUGGGCAUGGCUGCCCAGUCAUCCUCGUCGUUCUGGCUGCUGUUGGGGUGUUGGUGCUGUUGGUAUUGUUGGCGAAAAAUCUUGGUCAUUUGCUGUGUGGGCCAGGAGGUGUGAUGGCACGCCUAGGUGCGGCUCCGGCCGCGCCAACUACCUGCGCCCUCUCCCCGCCUCCGGUCUUCUUGACCCUGCCUUGACAGCGGGUCCAGGUGGGAGUGGAGAAGAGAGAGAGAGUGCAGUAGAUGCUGUGUAAGUAUACCAUCACUAUGAGUUAACUCACGCACAAGUCACCGUCCCUGCUCCGCCUUGCUGUGGAGCACACGGUGGACAUCGUCGAAACUGACGGCCGAACGCUUGAGUGCGACCCGGUGACGUGCGCAUCCAUCGCACUCUCGAUUCCAAACCCACUGAUGUAAAGCUAGUGUCUGCGUUUGAACCUUUGUGCUUCCAAAAAACUCCUACAGAGACCGGAUGCAGUUCGUUGGAUCGUUACGGUCUCUAGUUGCCAGAGAUGGCCUCGAUACACAUGAAGAUGCGCUCAUCCGUUGAUUACCAGCAAGAUUCCGGACUUCAACCCCGACACCAACCUCGUAAACAUUCGGCCAAACAGUUUAGCUUCAGUAGAAAAAAACGCUCUCCUUUGGCAAUAUGCGUUUAUAUGGUUACUUUUCAUACCCUUACAAAUCAUGCAUUGUGUCACUUCAGGUGAGGUAUCACGUAACGACCGAGGGAAGGACCAGUCAGCUGCGAAGCUCUGCGAAGUACAGGCUAAGAAAUUGAGCAGUUCGCCAGUGUAUUCUAGUAAGUACCCCCUUCACUCCACAUUCCGUUUAUUCCUCCACGGUCGUCUUUAUUACACCUACUGAAAUUAAUAAUAAUACAAAAAGGAUAAAUUACAGACUACCUACUGAAAUCAAUGAUAGUACGAGGGUGGCAAAUUGCAACAUUUCUCUCCAUACUAAAAGAACAAUCUGACAAAAUGAGCGCUCAUUCUGGAAGAAAGUUAGAGAAUGGAAUUCAAUAUGACAGGCAUGUAGGAGACGGAGAAUUCGGCUCAAGUAUAACUAGAUGUUGGUAAGCACUGAAGUACUUAAAAUCCUACUGAAAGUCGCGAGUAUUCCAUCAAGUGCAAAAUAUGACAUACAUUUAUUUCGAUACAAUCUUGGAUCAUUCUCAGACAAUAAUUCAUUGACUACUCAUCAGUACGCCCAACUUUAGUUCGGUGGACUUUUGCUACUGGUUAUCAACAGUUGCAUGAAGUCGUAUCGCCUGGCUUCUUUAGAAAUCACAGACCAAAGAAUUCCUCCCAAAAAUAAGUCGUAGCAAAUCCCGUCCUUGUCAGCCUUGAUGUUCGAACAAUCAUUCCAACUUGGUUUUUGAUGCCAUAGACGUCAUAGCCAUCCCCAUAACUUUCUGCGUGUUUCCUUGAUGUGACACCUCAGUCGCUAAUCAAAAAAUCAGACCUGAUCAACCGCAAACAUUAGGUUACACGCGCAUUUAAAUAAAAAAUGUAUGUUUUUCUACCAAACCGCUAAAAGACAUCAUUUAGUACAGACAGGCAAUAGGGAAACAACUGUUUGCGAACGAUUUCUAGAAUAAUUAAGCAAAAAUUAACGGAACAAAUGAACUGCCUACUUGGUUAGUUUUUCAUAAAAAUCAGAAGUUCGGUAGAAGAUUUUGGAAUGCAUCUUAUGCAAGUUACAGUAUCCUAAUAGCUACUAUGACCCGACCUCAGUUGGCUUUCCUGAAGAGCCCAAUUAAUUUUUAGUGGCUCUCGGAAAUAACUGUCCAAUCAGCUUGUCCUACUUACCUGCAUUGACGCAUAUUUCUUCUAAUUUUACGUCAUACGGACCCUUCGCCUCGUAGGUAGCUAAAAAUGCUGAUUUUGUUUGGGUUGUUUGAUGGCUACCGCAUUCCGGGAAGAAAGUCAGGCGUAUACUGGUAUUUCGUGAACUUUUGUCUCAUUUAAACAGACUUCAAGGCCCUCCUGGACAAUUAUAAGGCGGAUGUUGGCGUAUCUGAACAGGAGACGGCGGCAGAAAAAAAGGAACAGGAGGCCUUUCUCGACAGUCUCAUGCAGAGUCCCAUAAUAAAAGAGGUGCACAAGUAUCUGGUGUCCGUACGUCUCGCACCAGCUGCUGCGAAGGAUUUCAAAGAACUCCUAAGGAAACUGUGGUUUACACGGUAUAGGCGUGUCAGGUAG
Spirometra erinaceieuropaei is the source of this 10987-nucleotide messenger RNA. The record is from the annotation of a GenBank genome assembly. Lineage: Eukaryota; Metazoa; Platyhelminthes; Cestoda; Diphyllobothriidea; Diphyllobothriidae.